CCCUCAUUCUCUUCUUUGGUCUCAAAGCCGCCUCUCCUCCUUCAGAGAAGAGCGCAGCGUGAAAAAAGUUUUCUUCAGAAACCCCAAAAAUCAGUUACUUAACAGAAACCGCGAAUAAUUUGAAGUACUUGAAAACCAUAUUUGUUUCUAAUUUUGGAAUUAUUAUAUAUCAGCUAGCAUAAUAAAUCAUAAUCGAAAACCCUAGGGUAGAAUCUCCGGUGUCGCAAUGGAUCUGCGGUUCCCCUUCUCGCCGGCAGAGGUCGCGAAAGUCCGCGUCGUCCAAUUCGGCAUUCUCAGCCCCGAUGAGAUCAGACAAAUGUCUGUUGUGCAUAUAGAGCACAGCGAGACGACGGAAAGAGGCAAGCCGAAGAUCGGUGGUUUGAGCGACCCGCGUCUGGGGACGAUUGAUCGGAAGAUGAAGUGCGAGACUUGUAUGGCGAACAUGGCUGACUGCCCCGGUCACUUCGGUCACCUUGAGCUCGCCAAACCUAUGUUUCAUAUUGGCUUCAUGAAGACUGUGCUCAGUAUUCUCCGCAGUGUCUGCUUCAAUUGCUCUAAGAUUUUAGCGGAUGAGGACGAUCCCAAGUUCAAGCAAGCAAUGAGAAUUAGAAACCCUAAGAAUAGAUUAAAGAAGAUAUUAGAUGCCUGCAAAAACAAAUCCAAAUGUGAAGGAGGUGAUGAGAUCGAUGUGCGAGGUCAAGAUUCGGAAGAACCUGUGAAGAAGUCUAGGGGUGGAUGCGGUGCUCAGCAGCCAAAGAUUUCUAUAGAUGGGAUGAAAAUGGUUGCUGAAUACAAGAUUCAGAAGAAGAAAAGUGAUGACCAGGACCAGAUGCCUGAACCUGUUGAACGAAAACAACUUCUCUCUGCAGAGAAGGUGCUUAGCAUACUGAAGAGAAUUACUGAUGAAGAUUGUCAGUUGUUGGGCUUGAAUCCAAAAUAUGCUCGCCCUGACUGGAUGAUUCUUCAAGUUCUUCCAAUCCCUCCUCCUCCAGUUAGGCCUUCUGUAAUGAUGGAUACUUCUUCUCGGAGUGAGGAUGAUUUAACUCAUCAACUGGCCAUGAUUAUUAGGCAUAAUGAGAACUUAAAGAGGCAGGAGCGGAAUGGGGCUCCUGCACACAUCAUCUCAGAGUUUGCACAGUUGCUGCAGUUCCAUGUGGCUACAUACUUUGAUAAUGAUUUACCUGGUCAACCAAGAGCUACCCAAAGAUCUGGCAGACCCAUUAAAUCAAUAUGUAGCAGGCUUAAGGCAAAAGAAGGUAGGAUCAGAGGUAACUUGAUGGGUAAGCGAGUAGAUUUUUCGGCUCGGACUGUGAUUACACCUGACCCAACAAUCAACAUCGACCAGCUGGGCGUGCCUUGGAGUAUUGCCUUAAAUCUUACAUAUCCUGAAACUGUAACUCCAUAUAACAUCGAAAGAUUGAAAGAGCUUGUGGAAUAUGGACCUCAUCCCCCUCCUGGUAAAACUGGCGCAAAAUAUAUUAUUAGGGAUGAUGGACAGAGGCUUGAUCUCCGGUACUUGAAAAAGAGUAGUGAUCAGCAUCUAGAACUUGGAUAUAAGGUUGAGAGACAUUUAAAUGAUGGAGAUUUUGUUCUGUUCAAUCGGCAACCGAGUCUCCAUAAGAUGUCCAUUAUGGGCCACAGAAUCAAGAUUAUGCCAUAUUCAACAUUCCGCUUAAAUCUGUCUGUUACCUCACCCUACAAUGCUGAUUUUGAUGGAGAUGAAAUGAAUAUGCACGUGCCCCAGUCAUUUGAAACUAGAGCCGAAGUUCUGGAAUUAAUGAUGGUUCCAAAAUGCAUCGUGUCACCUCAAUCAAAUCGACCUGUAAUGGGUAUUGUGCAGGAUACACUACUAGGAUGUCGCAAAAUUACUAAGAGAGAUACAUUUAUUGACAAGGAUGUUUUUAUGAACAUCCUUAUGUGGUGGGAGGAUUUUGACGGCAAAGUGCCUGCUCCAACAAUUCUGAAACCUAAGCCUCUUUGGACUGGGAAACAAGUAUUUAAUUUAAUCAUUCCAAGACAGAUAAAUCUAUUAAGGUAUUCAGCAUGGCAUCAAGAAACUGAAAAAGGAUUUAUUACUCCUGGGGAUACUCAAGUACGGAUAGAAAAAGGGGAGUUACUUUCAGGCACCCUAUGCAAGAAAACACUCGGGUCAUCUAGUGGAAGUCUCAUACAUGUUAUUUGGGAAGAAGUCGGUCCAGACUGCAGCUCGAAAUUUUUGGGACAUACACAAUGGCUGGUCAAUUAUUGGCUUUUGCAGAACGCUUUUAGCAUGGGAAUUGGAGAUACAAUUGCUGAUCAUGAUACAAUGACGAAGAUCUCUGAAACUAUUAACAAAGCUAAGAAUGAGGUGAAUGAACUUAUCAGGGCUGCACAAGAAAAGCAAUUGGAAGCUGAGCCAGGAAGAACAAUGAUGGAAUCGUUCGAGAACAGAGUUAACCAGGUGUUGAAUAAGGCUCGUGAUGAUGCUGGAAGCAGUGCUCAGAAGAGCUUGGCAGAAAGUAACAACCUCAAAGCUAUGGUCACUGCAGGGUCUAAGGGAAGUUUCAUCAAUAUUUCUCAGAUGACUGCAUGUGUGGGUCAGCAGAAUGUUGAAGGCAAGCGAAUUCCUUUUGGUUUUGUGGAUCGCACACUUCCACACUUCACCAAAGAUGAUUAUGGUCCAGAGAGUCGUGGUUUUGUGGAGAACUCAUAUCUUCGAGGAUUGUCUCCUCAAGAGUUCUUUUUCCAUGCCAUGGGUGGUAGGGAAGGUCUUAUUGACACUGCAGUGAAAACUUCCGAGACUGGAUAUAUUCAGAGGCGAUUGGUGAAGGCUAUGGAAGAUAUCAUGGUUAAGUAUGAUGGGACAGUUAGGAAUUCGUUAGGUGAUGUGAUUCAGUUUCUGUACGGGGAAGAUGGUAUGGAUGCAGUUUGGAUUGAAUCACAGCCUUUGGAAUCACUGAAGUUGAAGAGAUCGGAUUUCAAUGACAUGUACAAAUAUGAGAUUGAUCACCCAAACUGGAAUCCUAAUUAUAUGUUGCCUGAAGCUGUGGAAGAUCUGAAAACGAUUCGUGAAAUCCGCAGUGUGUUUGAUGCAGAGGUUCAGAAACUUGAAGCCGAUAGGUAUCAACUUGGAACAGAGAUUGCCACCACGGGUGACAAUUCUUGGCCCCUCCCUGUUAACAUCAAGAGGCUUGUUUUGAAUGCACAGAAGACCUUUAGAGUUGAUUUUCGGAGACCGUCUGAUAUGCAUCCAAUGGAGAUUGUAGAAGCUGUUGAUAAGUUACAAGAAAGGCUUAAGGUGGUUGUUGGUGAUGAUUAUCUGAGUUUGGAAGCACAGAAGAAUGCUACUCUUUUCUUCAAUAUAUUGCUUCGUAGUGCUUUAGCAAGUAAAAGGGUCCUGAAGGAGUACAGACUUACCCGUGAGGCUUUUGACUGGGUAGUUGGCGAGAUAGAAUCCCGUUUUCUUCAGUCACUUGUUGCUGCUGGUGAAAUGAUAGGAUGUGUUGCUGCACAAUCCAUUGGUGAACCUGCUACACAGAUGACCCUCAAUACAUUUCACUAUGCUGGUGUGAGUGCCAAGAAUGUUACUUUAGGUGUUCCAAGGUUGAGGGAGAUUAUUAAUGUUGCUAAGAAAAUUAAAACACCCUCUCUCUCGGUAUACUUGAAGCCUGGUGUAAGCAAAACUAAGGAGAAGGCCAAAAAUGUCCAGUGCGCUCUGGAGUAUACAACCUUGCGGAGUGUAACACAAGCAACAGAGGUAUGGUACGAUCCAGAUCCUAAGAGCACUAUUAUUGAGGAAGAUGUUGAAUUUGUGACGUCCUACUUUGAGAUGCCAGAUGAUGAUGUUGACCCCGACAAGAUCUCUCCGUGGUUGCUUCGCAUAGAGUUAAACAGAGAAAUGAUGGUGGAUAAGAAACUCAACAUGGCUGAUAUUUCCCAUAAGAUUAAUGCUGAAUUUGAUAGUGAUCUGACGUGCAUAUUUAAUGAUGAUAAUGCUGAAAAGCUUAUCCUUCGUAUUCGUAUUAUGAAUGAUGAAGCCCCUAAGGGUGAGUUGAAUGAUGAAUCUGCUGAGGAUGAUGUCUUCCUCAAAAAGAUUGAGGGUAACAUGCUUACAGAAAUGGCUCUUCGAGGCAUACCAGAUAUCAAUAAGGUGUUCAUAAAGAAUGGCAAGGUGAAUAAGUUUGAUGAAAAUGAAGGCUUCAAGGCUGAGAAUGAGUGGAUGCUUGACACCGAAGGUGUUAAUCUUUUAGCUGUAAUUUGCCAUGAAGAUGUAGAUGCAAGUAGGACAACAAGCAAUCAUUUGAUUGAAGUUAUUGAAGUUCUUGGCAUUGAGGCAGUUCGCAAAGCCUUGCUGGAUGAGUUGCGUGUUGUCAUAUCAUUUGAUGGGUCUUACGUGAACUAUAGACAUUUGGCUAUAUUGUGUGAUACCAUGACAUAUCGUGGUCACUUGAUGGCCAUCACCCGUCAUGGUAUCAAUCGCAACGAUACUGGCCCCAUGAUGAGAUGCUCCUUUGAAGAAACAGUGGACAUUCUUCUUGAUGCUGCUGUGUAUGCAGAAACAGAUUACCUCAGGGGUGUAACUGAGAAUAUCAUGUUAGGGCAGCUUGCACCUAUUGGCACAGGUGAUUGUGCUUUGUAUAUGAAUGAAGAGAUGCUAAAACAAGCUAUUGAGAUCCCUCUGCCCAGUUAUAUGGAAGGUGGACUGGAGUUUGGCAUGACUCCUGGCCGUUCACCCAUCUCAGGGACCCCUUAUCAUGAUGGCAUGAUGUCACCAAAUUAUAUGCUGAGCCCAAAUCUUCGGUUAUCUCCUGUUUCAGAUGCUCAGUUUUCUCCGUAUGUGGGCGGGAUGGCGUUUUCUCCUACAUCAUCUCCAGGGUACAGCCCUUCAUCUCCUGGAUACAGCCCGUCAUCUCCUGGAUACAGCCCCACCUCACCUGGGUACAGUCCUACUUCCCCUGGUUACAGCCCUACGUCCCCAACAUAUAGUCCUAGUUCUCCUGGAUAUAGUCCUACAAGCCCUGCGUAUUCUCCCACAAGCCCAUCUUAUUCACCAACGUCUCCUUCCUACAGCCCAACAUCUCCUAGCUAUAGCCCCACAUCUCCGAGCUACAGCCCUACAUCUCCGAGCUACAGCCCAACUUCUCCAGCAUACAGCCCAACCUCACCUGCGUAUAGCCCAACCUCUCCGGCUUACAGCCCCACGUCGCCGUCUUACAGCCCCACAUCACCCUCUUACAGCCCUACAUCCCCCUCUUACAGCCCCACCUCUCCAUCUUACAGCCCAACCUCUCCUUCAUACAGCCCAACCUCUCCAUCGUACAGCCCAACCUCACCAUCAUAUAGCCCAACCUCACCUGCCUACAGCCCAACUUCGCCUGGAUACAGUCCCACCUCACCAACUUACAGUCCAACCUCACCAAGUUACAAUCCUUCAGCAAGGUAUAGCCCUUCACAAGCAUAUUCACCAACAAGUCCAAAAAUCACACCUUCAAGUCCGUACAGUCCAUCUUCUCCAAGUUACAGCCCAACAUCACCAUCUUAUUCUCCUUCCAGUCCAAGUUAUAGUCCAAGCAGCCCGUACAGUUCAGGAGCAAAUGCAGGCUAUAGUCCAAGCUCGCCACAGUAUAGCCCCAGUGGUGGAUACUCCCCUAGUGCGCCAGGGUACUCCCCAUCGUCCGCCAGCCAAUUCUCCACGCAAAUGGAUGACAAAGAUGACAAGAGUGUGAAGGAUGACAAGGGCAAUCAGUAAAGUGCAGUAAGGUUUCUUGAUCCUACAAGUUAUUGUUUUAGGUUGUAGGAGAUAUUACCGGAGAACAUAUGAAUGCCAUGUUGCCGAGUUGUGGGCCAUUAUUACCACUUGGAUAUUUGACAUUUAUGAGUUGGGAUUUAUCUCUGUUUGUACAUCCCAGAGAUUUGUUCUUUUGGUGAAUCUCCUACUUUUAGUACAUAAAUGUCAAUGCCAACAACAGCAAUGAAUCUAUAAUUAGCUUCAUUUGUUGCAGGUAUUUGGCAUUUCACUAGCAUGUAUGCCCAAGUUUGCCGGUUCAAAUAUGUAUGUAUGACCCACAUAUGCUGUUGAUCGCUCUGAUAGUGAGAUUGAUUGUUAUAAAUUACUCCACUUAGUUCUGUACUUGGAUAAAAACAAAUGAUCCAAGUUUUGUCUUACUUGGAAGAGUUCACCUGGAUCUUCUGAGAUUUUCUUGAGGAUUCUUUUAAAUGCAUAAUAACCAGAAAUCUCAUCUUUUCCAUAACA
This is a messenger RNA of Salvia miltiorrhiza (redroot sage), 6232 nucleotides long. RefSeq names its product DNA-directed RNA polymerase II subunit RPB1-like. Gene Ontology annotation, cellular component: RNA polymerase II, core complex. Gene Ontology annotation, molecular function: DNA binding. The record is from RefSeq and is a predicted model, not a curated record. Lineage: Eukaryota; Viridiplantae; Streptophyta; Magnoliopsida; Lamiales; Lamiaceae. Gene Ontology annotation, biological process: transcription by RNA polymerase II.